Messenger RNA from Hibiscus syriacus, 1841 nucleotides. RefSeq names its product oxysterol-binding protein-related protein 2A-like. Gene Ontology annotation, molecular function: sterol binding. The transcript is spliced from 7 exons. Gene Ontology annotation, cellular component: intracellular membrane-bounded organelle; cytosol; membrane. The record is from RefSeq and is a predicted model, not a curated record. The coding region runs from base 181 to 1398 and encodes 405 amino acids. NCBI's taxonomy places the organism in Eukaryota, Viridiplantae, Streptophyta, Magnoliopsida, Malvales, Malvaceae.
AUAUCUUCGAGUUCUGAUGAUAUUGAGAAACAAGAGCUUGACGAAUUGUCUUGUGACGAUGAAACCUUCCUCUAUGACAAAAAAAAAUAUUAUCCUGAACUCGUGUUAGUUCUCGAUCUUUAAGAGGGGCAGCUGAUCAAGCAGAUAAUCAGAAAGAAACUGAUCGAUACUGUGGAAAAGAUGUGUGCUGUUAAAGAAAAUUCUGAUUCCAGAUAUCUCCAAAUCGAAAGGCGAAAAAAGCUCCCUGAUCCAGUUCUAAAAGAGAAAAGGGUUAGCCUUUGGUCUGUGAUCAAAGACAGUGUGGGAAAGGAUCUCACACAAGUUUGUCUUCCUGUUUACUUUAAUGAACCAAUAUCAUCCCUUCAGAAAUGUUUUGAGGACCUAGAAUAUUCGAAACUUUUGGACCAAGCUUACAAGUAUGGAAAAGAAGGGAACAUUCUCCAGCGAAUUGUUAAUGUAGCUGCAUUUGCUGUUUCUGGCUAUUCUUCGACUGAAGGCCGGGAUUGUAAGCCUUUCAAUCCUUUACUAGGUGAAACUUAUGAAGCAGACUAUCCCGAAAGAGGCGUUCGUUUUUUCUCCGAGAAGGUUAGUCACCAUCCAACCCUAAUUGCCUUUCAUUGUGAAGGCAAAGGGUGGAAAAUCUGGGGUGAGAGUGACCUCCGUGCAAAGUUUUCAGGGCGGUCAAUCCAGCUCAACCCUGUUGGAGUUAUAACACUGGAGUUUGAUGACGGUGAAAUAUUUCAGUGGAGCAAGGUAACUACUAAUAUUUAUAAUCUUAUCCUUGGUAAAGUGUAUUGUGAUCACCAUGGAUUGAUGCACAUUCGCGGGAAUCGCCAAUAUUCAUGCAAACUUAUAUUCAAAGAGCAAUCUAUUCUUGAGCGGAACAGUCGCCAGGUCCACGGUUUUGUUGAAGACCUUUCGGGUAAUAAGGUUGCUACAUUAUUUGGCAAAUGGGAUGCCAGCAUGUAUUAUAUCAAUGGUCACGAGAGUGGCAAGACAAAGGACUUCAGUCCUUCAAAUGCCUCCUUGCUAUGGAAAAAGAAUGAGCCACCUCCUACUCCAACUCGCUACAACUUAACAUCAUUUGCAAUCACAAUAAAUGAGCUAAUGCCUGAACUGCAGGAGAAGCUCCCACCUACGGAUUCUAGGCUUAGACCAGACCAACGUCAUUUGGAGAAUGGGGAAUUUGAUAAAGCAAAUACAGAGAAACAACGGUUGGAAAAGAGGCAAAGAAUGUCGAGAAAAAUGCAAGAUGAUGGCUGGAAACCUAGAUGGUUCCUGAAAGAUGGUAAUGGACCCUUCUACUAUGUGGGUGGUUAUUGGGAAGCAAGAGAACUGGGGAACUGGGAUGGAUGUCCAAAUAUAUUCAGUGAAGAACCUGUCGAUUCCUCUGAAUGAUAUCGACUUCAAUUUUGGGCAAGAUCAUUGGUGGAAAUGGCUUCUUGUCAUGCCGCUUUGAACAUACUCGCGUCCGAAUCCAUGUAACAUAGACUAACAUAUAUAUCUUCUAGCUGCCUUUUUUCGAUUCAUUCAUUUGUUUUGUCUUUUAGACCCGACUAUGCAUACAUUUGCUGAUCAUGUAGAAUGCACAGACAUUAAGAGGGAUAAUCAUGGAGCAAAUCCAGACACGAGUUCCUUCGAUUCCCUGUUUACCACUCUAUCUGUUUGCAAACACCGCAAAGCGAUAUUCAGUUGCGAGUCGCAACCAAAUAAGGUCAGUGCCUUCUGUAACACUCUCUUUUGUUCAAUUUUUUCAUGUAAUAUUAAAUCGUCAUACUUCAUUUAUUCUAAGCUCCUUCAAUUGAGUAAGCCAAUGGGUUGGACAUUUCAUUUGAUAAUGA